AUGAUUACGAAUAAAAAGAAUAGAACUGCAAAAAACAAAAAUUACAUUAUAAAUGUAAACUGUUAUACGUGGAUUAAUAAUAGCCAUGGAUUAUUUGACUACGAGAGUGAGAAUUUUUAUAAGAAAUGUUUCAAGAUCAAAUGUUUAUACAACUAUUAUUAUAUAUUGAAAGAUGAUAUAAAUGUCGAAAUAAAAAAUGAGGAAGAGAUAAGUAAUGUUAUGGGUAAUAAUAAUAGUUUGAAAUUAAUAUGUAAAAUAAAAUAUAUAAAUAAUAAUUAUCAACUAAUACCAUGUAUAGAAAAUAUAUAUGAUGAUACAAUUAAUAGUGACACAAAAGUGAAUGAAGUAAAUGAAAAUAAUAAUAAUAGUAAUAUUAACAACAAUAAUAAUAAUAAUAUUAAUAUUAAUAGUAAUAAUAAUAGUAACAACCAUAAUAAUAAUAGUAACAAUAAUAAUAACAAUAAUGACAAUAAUAAUAAUGAUAUGGAUAAUUUCUGGGUGAUUGUAAAAUAUUUAAAAAAUAAAAGUUCCAUAUUACAUGAAGAUGAUGUUAUUAAACUAGGAAGAGUUAAAUUGAAAAUAAAAAAGAUUAUAACCAAUGCACAACAAGAAAGGGAAUAUAACAAAUCACAAUCUCCUUUUGAUGAUGAUGAAUGUGAAACGGUAGCACCAGAAACAGAACAUUUGAACACAUCAACAAAUAAUAUAAUGUCUAAUAGUUAUAUGAAUAGUAGUGUUAUAAAUCAUAACAUGAAUUUUAAUAACAAUGUAUUAGAAGAUGAUAUUUGUAUACAUUGUGAGAAUCUUAUAGUAGCAAAAAGAGAUACACAAGUUAAUCUUAUUAGUAUAGAAGACAAUAUAAAUAAUGUUGAAGAUGAACAUGCAAGGAAUACAAGCCAAUUUAUAUCAAAUGGAAAUGUUAGUAUACAAAUGACUGAUAACGAAAAUAAUAAUAACAUGAAUAAUUCUUAUUUAGAUGAUUUUUAUUUAUUUAAAAAUAAUACAUCUAAUCAUGAGUAUUCAAAUAAGCAUAACGUAAUAGAAAAUAAUAAUAAUAUGCACAAUAGAUAUACUGACAGUGCACAAAUGUAUGCAAAUAAUAUAGAAAAUAUAAAUAAAAGAGGAGAGCAAUCAAAGGGAAAUUUAGAUCAAAAAGAAUUAGGACUAGUUUCUCCAGAUAAUAACAACAAUAAUAAUAAUAAUAAUAAUAUUAAUAAUUCUAUACUUUCAAACAAUAUAAGAGGAAAUAACAAACAUCCCAAUUCAGCCUUAAAAUUAUCUAAUAACAAAGAUAAUAAUAAUAAUAAUAGUAAUAAAAUAAAUAAGUGCCUUGCAGGUAAAAAUGUUACUUUAAAUAUUGAACAAGAAGCAAAUAGGGAUAUUAUUGGAGAGUUAGAAAAUAUGAACCCAAAUAUUGAUGAAAGGAGAAAUACUUCUAUAAGUAUACAUAAUAAUAAUAUCAUUGAAGAUAAUAUAAACGUAUUAAUCAAUAAUAAUAUAAAUAAUAAUGUUAUAAGGACUAAUUCAAAUGUAGCCAUUACAACAAAAUGUUGUUGUAAACACAGUGCAAUGAAUAAUUUAUUUAACCAAAAUAAUAAUAAUAAUAAUAGUUCUAAUAAUUCAAAUAGUAUUAUUAGAAAAUAUAAAAAAGAAGAUUUAUAUGAUGAUUCUAUAAAAGAUAUGUGCAUUCUUAAUGGUAAGGAAUUUACUAAUCCUCCAAGUUUAUAUAAUUGUCGAAUAUGUUUAUGUGAAUAUGAAAAUGUAAAUAACCCAUUAGUAUCGCCAUGUAAAUGUAAAGGUUCUAUGAAAUAUGUACAUAUAAAUUGUUUAAGAACAUGGAUGAGAGGAAGAUUAAAUGUUAGAAAUGACUGUUCUUCUUGUUCAUUUUUUUGGAAACAAUUAAAUUGUGAAUUAUGUAAAUUUCCAUAUCCAACUUAUAUAUAUAUUCAAAAUAAAUAUCUAGAAUUAUAUGAAAUACCUAAGCCUGAAUUACCAUAUAUUAUUAUAGAACUAAUGAAUGAUAGAAAUAAAGGAUUUUAUAUUGUUAGUUUAGCUAAUACCAAAUGUGUUCGUAUGGGAAGAGGUCAUGAUAGUGAUGUCCGUGUUAAUGAUAUCUCUGUUUCAAGAUUUCAUGCUUUAAUAAAAUAUCAUAAUGGAAAUUUUUAUAUAGAAGAUUGUAAGAGUAAAUUCGGUACCUUGAUCCAAAUAAGAAAACCUGUAUUUUUUAAUAUCAGAAGAAAUAAAUUUAUUGCUUUACAAAUUGGUAGAACUGUUAUGUAUGUAUAUAUGAAAAGAAAAAAUUGGAUAUUCCUACCUAUAUGUUUAAAAUUAUCAAAAACAAAAGAUGAAGAUGUUAGUACCCUUGACAAUUUCUCUUCAAAAUUGUUAGUAGAUAAUAAUAUGCAAGCACCUAUUAAUAACAAUUUUGAAUAUAACAGAGAUAAUAAUAAUGAGCUAGCUAAUAUUGAAAAUACAAAUCAAAUUCGAGAAAGAGUUAAUAAUCAGAUAAUAAAUAAUGAAUCCAACAAUGCUAAUGUGAAUGUCAAUAAUGCAUUAAAUCAAAAUGGUGAUGUUCAUAUGAAUGUUAAUAAUAGUAUAUUAUUAGACGGUAGAAAUAGCAACAAUAAUAAUAAUAAUAAUAAUAAUGAUAAUAAUAAUAAUGAUGAUGAUUAUGAUAAUAUUUAUGAUAAUAAUAAUGAUGAUUAUAUUGAUUGUAGAGGAGAUAAUUUAAAUAUCUAUAAUAACAAUAAUCAGCAAAAUGUUAACAGCCAAAUAAACAUAAAUAAUAAUAAUAAUAAUAAUAAUAAUAAUAAUAAUAAUAAUAAUAAUACAUAUAAUUCAAUUAAUAAUAUCGAUGAAGCUGAUAUAAAUUUAAAUAGCACAACUAGCGAACAAAAUUUAACUUUCUCAAAUAUAUCUAUAAAUAAUAAUAUUAAAAAUGAACAAGUUCAAAAUAAUAAUAAUAAUACAAAUAAUAUCACAAAUGGAAAUAUAAACAAUAAUACAAAUUCACAAAAUAUUCUUUGA
Plasmodium adleri (nom. inval.) is the source of this 3027-nucleotide messenger RNA. Its product is annotated as FHA domain protein, putative. The record is from RefSeq and is a predicted model, not a curated record. The transcript has a single exon. Gene Ontology annotation, molecular function: zinc ion binding; protein binding. The coding region runs from base 1 to 3027 and encodes 1008 amino acids. Lineage: Eukaryota; Apicomplexa; Aconoidasida; Haemosporida; Plasmodiidae.